This is a messenger RNA of Maudiozyma saulgeensis, 1218 nucleotides long. The record is from the annotation of a GenBank genome assembly. Lineage: Eukaryota; Fungi; Ascomycota; Saccharomycetes; Saccharomycetales; Saccharomycetaceae.
AUGAACCAUAUUACAACUAACGAUUUAAUGAAUGAACAAGAGAACACAAAUAAUUCUUUGAUGAAUUUUGAUAAUCCAUCUAGUAAUAAUAAAUUCUUACAUAUUGAGAGAAAUUAUGAUCUAUGUGGUGAAGAUGAUGAUAAUCAUGAAAAUUCCUCUACACAUUGUGAAAGUAAUUCAUCUGGUAUUAUAUCAUUUUCUUCUUCUCCAUCAUCAUCCCCAAUUUCUUUUAAGGAUUCUUCUGGAGAAAAUACAACUGAGGAAGAUAAUAAUGUUGAUAUUGAAGAAGAAAGUGAUGUAUUAUCCGAAACAGAAUCACAAAAAGAAAUGAGUCCCUUUUUAGUUUGUAAAAUUAAAAAAGAUAUUUUACCAACAACAAAUCUAACGAAAGAAAAUAAAAUUAAACCAUAUUAUAAUAAUUCAAAAUUAGAAUCUAAUGAACCAAAUUUAAUAAGACAACCAGAAAUAACAUUACCAAUGAAAAACUUAAAUGUAUCUAAUGCAUUAUCAUCUUCAUCAUAUUUAGAGAUUCCUUCAAUAUCUAAUGAUAAAAAAAUUUCUGAAACAAAUUUAAAUAAUUUAGAUUCAGAUGAUCUUAAUGAAUCUACAGAGUUUCAAAAAGACUAUAGUCGUUGGGUUGAAACUAAAAACAGAACGGAAAACUCAAAUCCUUCUUUAAAGGAAGGAAUGGGAAAUGAUUAUCAAAUUCCGUCAAAGAGAGGAAACAAUACUAGUGCAUAUGAUUUUUUUAAAUUCUUUGAUGAUAUGAUUUUAAAUUUUCUAAUAAUUUUAACAAUAAUCCUUGGUAUUCGUUUUUAUAAAUUGAUAAUUGGAUACAUUUUACCAAUUUCAAAAAAAUCUCCGUUUUAUUAUGAUAAUAUUAGGUUUUUAGUUGGCGAUAAGUAUCCAACAGAUAAUUUACCGCCAACUGGGAAAUUUAUUGUAGAUUUUGACAAAAAAGUGGCUAUACCAUAUAAUGGUAAUUUAAUUGAGUAUAAUUUUGAUUUGUUGAAAGCAGGAACAAUUAAUUUAUUUAGUAAAUCAUGUAAGACUUUCGAAGAAAAUUAUAAUAAUGGUUAUGAUAAAGCUUUAGAAUUAUCAGGAGAAAUUAUGAAUAAAUAUAAUUAUGAACAUGAUUUUAUUACUAAACUUAUUUCUCAUAAUGAAGAAGAUAUCUCAAAGAGAGUUAUAACAUUAAUUCAACAUAUUUUUAAUUGA